UGCAGUGAGUUAGGUUGUUAGCUAGAAAGUUAGCUAAUGGCUGGGGGAAAGAGAUCCUCCUCAACCCUCGUUUUGGGAGAGUUUCAGGAUUUCCUGAAGUAAAAACAACCGACUAUUCAACAAGAUAUACCCCGUACGGAAGUUAAGGUCAACAAUAAGAACGCUAAUAUACGUAUUGUCAAUAUAAGUAUGCAGGAUGCAGUAGCUGGGACGAGAAUGCUGACGGACGGCUUCGAGGACGAGAUUGACUCGGUGACUCCUCGCACCCCAGCGGUAGGGAUGGGGGUCGGAGGAACACCAGGAGUCGGACUCCGGGGCAUAGGGAUUGGUGUGGGCGGAAAGAAAGUACGAUUGUUCGGCGAGCCCGGUGGGCCUCCUACAGACAGACUGGAUUUCAAACUGGCUGCUGCUGCAGUCCUUUCCUCUGGUCCCGGAUCCAACAGCGACGAAGACGAGGUAUCAGAGGUGGAGUCAUUUAUCUUGGACCAGGAGGACUUGGAGAACCCCAUCAUGAAGACUGCCUCGGAGCUGCUUUUGUCCAGCGCCACAGACGGAGUGGACCUCCGCACUGUCGACCCAGAGACACAGGCCCGCCUCGAGGCCCUGCUAGAAGCUGCAGGCAUUGGUAAACUGUCAACUGCGGAUGGUAAAGCGUUCGCAGAUCCCGAGGUGCUGCGGAGGCUGACGUCGUCGGUGAGCUGUGCCCUGGACGAGGCGGCUGCCGCCCUGACGCGCAUGAGAGCAGAGAACACACUCAACGCUGGCCAGGCCGACAAGGGCAGUAAUUGUAGCAGUCUGGUUAUUUUCAGCCGUAGUCUAGCAGAGGCGUGUUCGGACGGAGACGUCAACGCUGUGAGGAAGCUGCUAGACGAGGGGAGGAGCGUCAACGAACACACUGAGGAAGGAGAGAGUCUUCUCUGCCUCGCCUGCUCUGCUGGAUACUAUGAACUAGCACAGGUGCUGCUGGCCAUGCACGCCAACGUGGAGGACCGGGGGAUUAAAGGUGACAUCACGCCCCUGAUGGCGGCAGCGAGCGGCGGUUACGUCGACAUCGUCAAGCUGCUCCUGGUCCACGGGGCUGACGCCAACGCACAGUCCUCCACCGGUAACACAGCCCUGACGUAUGCGUGUGCUGGGGGGUUUGUGGAUGUGGUGAAGGUUCUCCUAAAGGAGGGGGCCAACAUCGAGGACCACAACGAGAACGGACACACCCCUCUAAUGGAGGGGGCGAGUGCGGGCCACGUGGAGGUGGCCAGGGUUCUACUGGAGUACGGCGCCGGGAUCAACACACACUCCAACGAGUUCAAGGAGAGCGCCCUCACACUCGCCUGCUACAAAGGUCAUCUGGACAUGGUGAGGUUUCUGCUGGAGGCCGGAGCGGAUCAGGAGCACAAGACGGAUGAGAUGCACACGGCGCUGAUGGAAGCCUGCAUGUCCCAGGAUGGGCAUGUGGAGGUGGCACGGCUGCUGUUGGACAGCGGGGCGCAGGUCAACAUGCCAGCUGACUCCUUCGAGUCGCCCCUCACCCUGGCAGCCUGCGGCGGGCAUGUGGAUCUAGCAGCUCUGCUCAUAGAGAGAGGGGCCAACCUAGAGGAGGUGAAUGAUGAAGGUUACACCCCUGUGAUGGAGGCAGCCAGAGAAGGUCAUGAAGAGAUGGUGGCCCUGCUACUGGCUCAGGGUGCGAACAUCAACGCCCAGACAGAGGAGACCCAGGAAACAGCCCUGACGCUGUCCUGCUGUGGAGGGUUCCUGGAGGUGGCUGACUUCCUCAUCAAGGCCGGGGCUGACAUCGAGCUGGGCUGCUCCACGCCUCUCAUGGAGGCUGCACAGGAGGGACACCUGGAGCUGGUCAAACACCUCCUGACUGCAGGGGCGAAUGUGCACGCUACCACGGCGACGGGAGACACAGCGCUGACGUACGCGUGUGAGAACGGACACACUGACGUGGCCGACAUUCUACUGCAGACUGGAGCCGAUCUGGAGCAUGAGUCUGAGGGGGGGAGAACACCCCUGAUGAAGGCAGCCAGAGCAGGACACCUCUGCACCGUGCAGUUCCUCAUCAGCAAGGGUGGGUUAGGUGCUAAUGUGAACAGAGCGACAGCUAACAAGGACCACACGGUGGUGUCUCUGGCCUGCGCUGGAGGACACCUGGCUGUGGUAGAGCUGCUGCUGGCACAUGGAGCUGACCCCACACACAGACUGAAGGACGGCUCGACGAUGCUGAUUGAAGCUGCGAAGGGCGGCCACACCAACGUGGUGUCCUACCUGCUAGACUUCCCUAACAACAUCUUGUCUGUCCACGCUCCCGACCUCUGCCAACUCACACCCCCCUCACAAGACCCCUCUCAGGUUCCUCGUGUCCCAUUCCAGGCCCUGGCCAUGGUGGUUCCCCCCCAGGAACCAGACAGAACCCCCUCCAACAUCACCACGUCCCCACCACCCGUCUCCAGCAAAGGUUCGUCCAAGCAGAGACAGGCUGCCCUCCCUCCCAGCCCUUCCAGUCCAGGGGGGGUGCAUCCGGGUCCUGUGGAUGCAGAGGCCUUGCCCCCCUUCCACCUGUGCCAGCCCCUGGAGUGUAUCGUGGAGGAGACAGAGGGGAAGCUUAAUGAGCUGGGCCAGAGGAUCUCAGCCAUAGAGAAGGCCCAGCUGCAGUCUCUGGAACUCAUCCAGGGAGAGCCGCUCACCAAAGACAAGAUCGAAGAGCUGAAGAAGAGCCGGGAGGAGCAGGUCCAGAAGAAGAAGAAUAUCCUGAAGGAGCUGCAGAAGGUGGAGCGCCAGCUGCAGUUGAACACCCAGCAGCAGUUCACCAAAGAGUACAUGGAGGCCAAGGGCCUGAAGGAGGAGCAGGAGCCAGGCCAGGGCCCAGGGCCGGGGGAAGGGGCCAACACUACCAUGCCUGGGGUCCUCACAGCAUCACCAGGGGUUAACGUGCGCACACAGCCCGGGUCGGAUACAGGGUCUGAUGAAGAGGAGAACAGAGAGGAGGAAGAAGAGGAUGAUGAGGAGGAUGAUGAUGACGAUGAUGAAGACGAGGUGGAAGGAGAGGUGGAAGAUUACGCUAAGCUACCCCAGGUGGACACUAUCCUCUACAGGGAUGGACAGCAGCCACCCUUGCCCCCCUCGCCCUCCCCCCAGCCCCUGUCCUCCCCCCACUCCCAUCUCCACCCUCCUCCCCCCCUCCAGACUGCCUUCGUGCCCAUCCAGCCCCUACCGGAGUACAGCCCGUGCCCAGCCGACUACUCCUGCCCUGGCACUACCAGCCCUGAGCUGCAGAGGGUACUGGUGGGCCGGCAGAUGCCUGGUCAAGGUCAGGGGUUCGGACCAGGGAUGGUAGGGCAGCAGGCCCCAGACGGACUCAUGGUGGCGUCGCCCGCUCAGACGCUUACAGACACGCUGGAUGACAUCAUGGCAGCAGCGGUGGGCAGCAGAGUACCCAUGUUAAACACUACGACGUCCCCCGACCCCCUCUCACAGACCCCCUCCAACAUGGGCUCACCCCCCUCCCCACUGCCCCUCUACCCCUCUGUGGACAUCGACGCACAUACGGAGAGUAACCAUGACACUGCGCUGACGCUGGCAUGUGCUGGAGGACACGAGGAGCUGGUGUCUGUUCUCAUCGCACGAGGAGCCAACAUCGAGCACCGCGACAAGAAAGGGUUCACCCCUCUGAUCCUGGCUGCCACAGCGGGCCAUGCAGGGGUGGUGGAGCUCCUUCUGGAUAAAGGGGGCGACAUAGAGGCCCAGUCAGAGAGAACCAAAGACACGCCCCUCUCCCUGGCCUGCUCAGGGGGACGACAAGAGGUGGUGGAGUUGUUGCUGUUGCGAGGAGCCAAUAAAGAGCAUCGUAAUGUGUCAGACUACACUCCUUUGAGCUUGGCGGCGUCUGGAGGCUACGUCAACAUCAUCAAGAUCCUCCUCAACGCCGGCUCAGAGAUCAACUCCAGGACGGGCAGUAAGCUGGGUAUCUCUCCCCUGAUGCUGGCAGCGAUGAACGGUCACGUCCCUGCGGUCAAGCUGCUGCUGGACAUGGGCUCAGACAUCAACGCUCAGAUCGAGACCAACAGGAACACGGCUCUGACUCUGGCCUGCUUCCAGGGCCGGGCUGAGGUGGUCAGUCUGCUGCUGGACCGCAAGGCCAACGUAGAGCACAGAGCCAAGACUGGUCUGACCCCUCUAAUGGAGGCAGCGUCGGGGGGCUAUGCUGAGGUGGGCCGGGUGCUGCUGGAUAAAGGGGCUGACGUCAACGCCCCUCCUGUCCCCUCGUCCCGCGACACAGCCCUCACCAUCGCUGCAGACAAGGGCCACUACAAGUUCUGUGAGCUGCUGAUCAAUAGAGGGGCUCACGUUGACGUGCGCAAUAAGAAAGGGAACACACCUCUGUGGCUGGCGGCCAACGGCGGCCAUUUUGAUGUGGUUCAGCUGCUGGUGCAGGCCGGGGCCGACGUAGACGCUGCAGACAACCGCAAGAUCACACCGCUCAUGGCUGCCUUCCGUAAGGGUCAUGUAAAGGUGGUUCAGUACCUGGUAAAGGAGGUCAACCAGUUCCCCUCAGACAUUGAGUGUAUGAGAUACAUCGCCACCAUCGCUGACAAGGAGUUGUUGAAGAAGUGCCAUCAGUGCAUGGAGACCAUUGUCAAAGCCAAAGACCAGCAGGCUGCUGAAGCCAACAAGAACGCCAGCAUUCUCCUCAAGGAGCUCGACCUGGAGAAGUCCAGAGAGGAGAGCAAGAAGCAGGCCCUAGCUGCCAAGAGAGAGAAACGCAAGGAGAAACGCAAGAAGAAGAAGGAGGAGCAGAAGAGAAAGCAGGAGGAGGAGGAGGAGGAUGAUGAGGAGGAGCAGAAGACUACCCAGGAGGAGGAUGAGGAGGAAGACGGUGAGAUGCAGAAGCAGGAUGACUCCGCCGAGGAAGUGGACCCCCCCAUCGACCCCCCCAGUGCGACCACCACCACCACCAUCGGUAUCCCCGCCACCUUCAGCUGUGUGUUCGGCAAGAAGAGGGCCAGUGUUGCCACGACGACCAGUGCCAGCCGCAAAAGCAAGAAGAACAAGACCAAGGACUCAUCCCCCAGCGAACCAAUCAUAUGUCAGGACCCACAGCAGGUGGUGCUGGCACAGCACAAGGCCAACACGAUCCAUGGGGUGCCACGGGGUGGUGGGGUGACAGGGGCGGGGGGCACCAGCGACUCAGACCCCCUGGACAGCACCGACUGUGCCAGUGAGAGUAGCAGCAGCGGGGGCAAGAGCCAGGAGCUCAACUUCCUCCCCGACCUCCCCUCUUCUUCCUCAUCCUCCUCUUCCUCCUCCUCCUCUUCGUCUUCGGGCCCCACUCACAGCCUGCUGCCAGGCCCGGAGAAGAAACACUGUCUGCAGCUACACCCAGGCAACCAAGUCAGCGUCUCCAUCUCCAAGCCUACACACAAAGCUCCAGACAUGAGUGAGUUGACCCCCAGCAGCUCUGUACCGUCUCAGUUUAAGACCAUGUCUCUACCUGUCACAUCCCCCAACAGCAAGAGCCUCACCAGCCCCAAGAGGGGACAGAAGAGAGAGGAGGGUUGGAAGGAGGUGGUGAGAAGGUCUAAGAAGCUAUCGGUGCCGGCCUCGGUGGUGUCGAGGAUCAUGGGUAGAGGAGGCUGCAACAUCACAGCUAUACAGGACGUGACGGGAGCACACAUUGACGUGGACAAACAGAAAGACAAGAACGGAGAGAGAAUGAUCACCAUCAGAGGUGGCACGGAGUCGACACGACACGCGGUCCAGCUGAUCACCUCUUUGAUCCAGGACCCAGCCAAGGAACUAGAGGACCUCAUCCCCAGGAACCACAUCAGGGCCCCGGGCUCCAAGUUCACCUCAGCCCCCUUCCCCACCCCCACUGGGGCUAACCUUAACCUCAGCGUUGGGGCCAAGGCCCUGGGCUCCCUGGUCACGUCCUCUGGGGUCUCCUUCCAGUCCUCUUCCUCUCAGACGGGGGGGGGUAAGAUGGGUAAGGGUCUGUCUGGGGUGAGGCAGCCCUUCCCUGUGUCUCUCCCCCUGGCCUACGCCCAUCCCCAGCUGGCCCUCCUGGCAGCCCAGACCAUGCAUCAGAUCAGACACCCCAUGCUGCCCAUGGCCCAGUUCGGUGGGACCUUCUCCCCUGCCGCCAGCACCUGGGGCUCGUUCCCGGUGCGGCCGCUGAGUCCCGGUAGCGCCAACAGCUCCCCCAAACACAACGGUGGUAGUAGUGGUAACAACCAGGCCACAUCUAACUUGUCAAGUCAUAAUGAUCACAAUAACACAUCAUCCACGAGCUCCUCUGUCUCCAGUCCUAGUGCCUCUAACAGUCAGACAGCUAUGACUACAGGAUCACCCCACACCCCUAACCCCCCCCCUGGGGCCCAGCCCAGCACCCCCACACCCUCCUCAGUCAGGAAACAGCUGUUCACCUCUGACCCCAAGCACAUAGGGGUCAACUGUGUCUCCGUGGUUACUACCACCACUGUCAGUAGUAGUAGUCACUCAGUGAGAAGUACAGGGUCUCCCGCCCACCAACACACGGGCUUAACGGCUACAAACACCCCUAACCCUCUUCAACCCCAGGUCACCCCCAUCUCUCAGCCCCCCAAGUCACCCCCCAGCGCCCCCAUUGCUCCCCCAGGAAAGGAGAAGCUGACCCCCUCCCUCUCUCAGGAGGCCCUAUCCGUCUCAGUCAACAAUGUGGUUAGUUCAGGUGGUUUCACCGCCCCUGUCAUGACUGCCCCCUCCAAACUUGAGCCCCGCCAGCAGCAGCAGCACCAACCCCCUCCUCUCCUAACCUCCACUUCCUCAUCAGACCCCCCUCCACCUCUCCUCCCUCUUCAGUCCAGCUCCCACCUCCCCCCAUCCUCCUCCACCCCCUCACACACACACCCCAACAGCACCGUACCCCACUUCUCGGCUCCCGCUCCCCGUGUCUCACACCGCAUACAGCCCCCGACAGGGCCCUACUACCAACACAUCGACCAGCAACAACAAACGUUCCUAUCCCAUAACACACAGCAAAAACCGUUCCUACCCCAUGACACACAGCAACAACAUGAGCACCCCAAACAGAAGCAGCCCCAGGCAUCCCAGCCCCCCUCCAUGGGUCUGAUGAACGGCUCUCCGAUACAGCAGCAGGUCCAUGGUGGGGCCAAGCCCCAGCAGAUGCCCCCUAACUUCGGCCCUGCAGCUCUCUUCAACCAUUUCAGCAGCAUGUUCGACAACAACAACCAGGUGGGUAACAACCAGGUUUGGGGUGCGUGCCACCUCCCUGCCCGCUCUCCUCCUGAGCAGCAGUAUUCUGCCCCCCCCGCCUACAUGGGCCAGAUGGAUGGCAUGAUGGCCCCUCCUCCAGACAGCUCCAAGGCCCCUGGGUACCGCUCUGCCUCACAGAGGAUGGUCAACAGUCCUAUUGCUCUGAGUCUGACCAGCUAUGCUACCAGUAUGUCUGGUAGUCCAGUCUAUCUACACGGCCCAGCAGCUGUGGGCACCCCCUCCUUCAGCAGACAGCACUUCUCCCCUCACCCCUGGAGCGCUGCCACAUCAGGCGAGUCCCAGGCGGUGCCCCCUCCCUCCAAGGUGUCGUCGUCUGGCCCCGCGGCCCCCCCUCACCAGACCAAGCAGGGCCAGGGCGGCAGCCAGCAGGACCGAAAGGUGCCUCCUCCCAUCGGGACAGAGAGGCUGGCGAGGAUCAGACAGACCACCGUCAACCCUCCUCUCCUCCCGACCUCCUACACCGCUCCUGUAGGACAGGGAGGCAUCUGGUCCUUCGGAGUCGGCAGCGCCUCUGAAGCCAUGUCAGGUUGGUCUCAGCCCCUGAUGGGCAGUCACAUGGUCCACCCUGGGCUGCAGGCGGACCACACCUUCUCCCAGUACCAGCCCAUGGAGCAGGACGACUCCGGCAUCUCUAACCCCGCUAACUACCACCAGCAACACAUCAACCACCCUAACAACUACAUGGACUUCCCCAAGGGUAUGGCCAUGUCGAUGUAUGGAGGGACCAUACUGCCCCCCCACCCCCCUAUGGGGGAGAGUCCGGGGGGGGGCCUGUUCAACGGGCUGCACGCUGCUGACCCUGCAUGGAGCCCCAUCAUCAAGGUGGUCCCCAACAACGCAGACAACACCGACCCACAGCAGGUGUGGCCUGGUACCUGGGCUCCUCACGUGCACCUGAACCACGUCAACUAGCCGGCUGGCAUCGACAGAAAUCAAACUUGCGCGCACAUACACACACCACAAACAUGAAUUUAAUUUCCAACUGACAACAAAAACCAACAGAAUUGUAAAACAUGUUAACUUUAGUAGAGAACGAAGAGCAAAGCUGAGUUUGAAGAAAUGGAGAGAAAUGAUCUUGACACCGUUCUUUAAUGUGCCUAACUCCAUAAGAAAUAAAGAAAUAUACUACCAUUUCAGCAAUGGCUGUUGUGGAGUCGGGAGGGAAAACUCUGGGCCCUAGUUCUGUUUAAAGUCCGGUUGAUGUCUGAUGAACAAACUGAUGGUGACAGCCUGUCCAACCGGCUCCAUGCUCUGUGUAGCUUAGAUUUAGGACUUCAACCCACGUACAGAGUUCUCGUCCUCAGGGGGAGCGCUGAUGAAGGAGCUAAUGAUACUCAGCCAACAACUAGAGGAUGAUGAUUACCUAUAGAGAGAAAGAAAUCAGAAUACCUUUUAGUGGUAAAUAAAUGUAUAAUUGUUUACAUACUAAAAAGGGUUAAAUUGAGAGUACAUUUCAUGUCGUAUAGUGGCUCUACUUUACGUAGCCUGUAUUAAUGUGAAAUAUUUACCUUAAUAUUCAAUAAACAUAUUGAAAUGUA
Molecule: messenger RNA, 8807 nt
Organism: Oncorhynchus keta (chum salmon)
Lineage: Eukaryota; Metazoa; Chordata; Actinopteri; Salmoniformes; Salmonidae
Product: ankyrin repeat and KH domain-containing protein 1-like
Exons: 38
Coding region: 190-8181 (2663 amino acids)
Biological process (GO): innate immune response
Cellular component (GO): cytoplasm
Molecular function (GO): RNA binding; protein binding
Source: RefSeq, a predicted model, not a curated record